CAUUAUUUGGCAGCUGGCGCACGCGCGCGUGCGCGAGCUCGCCCAUUGUUUGAGCGUGAGCGUCCCGUGGACAAAAGGCUCGUGGGGAGACGACCGCUGAUAGGCUGAUUUGGCAGGGAGCAGGCGCGAGCGCCGCGGCCACAACAGAUGGACCAGUCCGGGUCGGAGGCUCAACACCUCGUCGACAGACCGAACCCGAACCGGGCGGGCGAGCCGAGAAACGUGAGCUAAGUCCAAUUUAGCGCUACAUUGGCGGGGGAGGGAUCCGAACACACUCCCUCGGUGUCCCCGAAGAGAAGCCUUUGAAGCUGCCGACAACGUCGUCGUAUUUUGCACCUCGCAUGCUGUCUGACCAUGGAUGACAUACACAACGGGGUUCAGAUCGGGGAGAAUAAGUUCAUCAGCAAGGUAACCAUCCUCUCACAUCUUAAGACGUACAACCUUUACUAUGAAGGACAGAACCUGCAGCUCAGGCACAGAGAGGAAGAGGGGGAGCUGAUCGUUGAAGGCCUGUUGAACAUCUUUUGGGGCCUGCGUCGUCCAAUCAGGCUUCAGAUGCAGGACGACCACGAGCGGAUCCGACCGCCUCCCUCCUCCACAUCCUGGCACUCGGGUUGCAUCCUGGACGGUCAAGGCUCCCCAAACAGCACAGACGGUCAACGGACACCACACAUGACUCCGCCCACUAUGGAGGUGACACCUCCUGACAACCAGUCAAAGAACGGUGUAAUGGAGGAGCACACAGAAGAAGACAGUGAGAAUUCCGCUCAGCUUCUUAGAACCAAAAGUGAUGCCGGGGUUCUAAGGCGGGCCCACCGGCGCUCCCCAAGCGACCAGAGGAAGAUCCGACGCCAUCGCUUCUCCAUCAAUGGACACUUCUACAACCACAAGACAGCCGUGUUCACUCCGGCUUAUGGCUCCGUGACCAACGUACGCAUCAACAGCUGCAUGACGACUCCUCAGGUGCUACGAGUUCUUCUCAACAAGUUUAAGAUUGAAAACAGCCCUGAUGACUUUGCACUUUACCUCGUCCAUGCUAGUGGAGAGCGGGCAAAGCUGAAGCGCAGCGACUUCCCACUGGUGUUGAGAAUAUUGCAGGGUCCAUGUGAGCAAGUGUGCAAGCUGUUCCUCAUGGAGGAGGACCUGGGAGAAGAAGUCACCUAUGACGUGGCGCAGUAUAUCAAGUUUGAGAUGCCAGUCCUGCAGAGUUUCAUUACCAAGCUGAAGGAGGAGGAGGACAGAGAGGUGCAGAAACUGAGGAGAAGGUACAACAUCCUGCGCUGCAUCAUAGAGAAGCAGCUGGGGUGUCUGCCUGAGGGGGCCACGUGUAUGUGAACUAGCAGGUACCAUCGUCGUGAACAUUCUAGUUGAGGGUUACAUUGUGUGUGGACAAUUUACAACAGAGUGUGUCAUGCUAACUAUUCAUUUUAAGCACAAGCAUUCUGGCAUAUAUGCUUUGAGUCAAGUGCCUGCUAAAAAAAACCCAAGCACAAACAAAGCAAUGUUCACAUUAAGUCCAUAUGAAAAAUCCUACAUGAUGAGCACAAAGGUGGGGGCACCUCUAUUGUUUCCCACAAUGCACUGGGUGCCUUCCUGUUCCCCUUGUUCCAUUUGUAAUCAAAUGGACUUGAUUGGUUCUACGGCAGCCAUAUUCAAUUAGUGACCCAGGGGCCAAAUAAGCCGUUGAGUGACACCAGACCGACCAUGUUCAAUUCAAGACUUGGGAGAGACAGCAGAUUCCUAAAAACAGCAGAAAACUCCUGACAUACAGGGAGAUAUUUAAAACCAACAGAGUGGUCCUUCUUAUACAGGAUCUUUGACUAGUGUUUACAGCAGAUUCCUGUCCGACGCUUUUGGACUAACAUUUUUGCAGUACAUUCCUAAAAGCAGCAGAGCCUUCUUGUUAUAUAAAGGAUCUUUGACUAACUUAUUACAGCAAUUUCUUAAAGACAGCAGAGUGCUCCUCUCAUGAAGACGGGUGUUUUUACUGCAGAUAGAAUAAUCAUUUCUCAACUUCCAAGCCGUUGGUUUAUUUUCACUCCAUGACAUCGUACAUCAUCAUCAUCAAUCAGGUCAAAGGGUGCUACAUGAACCCAGGGAACAGCAUGAAUCCUACCAAAGGAUAUUAGUGUCCUGUUGACAUUUUCAAAAAGCACAUUCACGUGCACUGUUGUGUUAAGAAGCCCGGUACAAACAGCAUAUAAGACAACACAAGGGAGACAGUGACUUGUCGAGAAGAUGCGAUGCACACAGCUUACAUAUUCACACGUUCAAAGUAGGUCAGCGUGAGUGUGACGCAUGUGUCAUGUUUAUGCGCGCGUGCUGGUAAUUGAAUAAUAUUUGCUGACUGAGACACAGUUAAGCUGCUUCAAGGUGCCGUCCUGGCCACCGACACUCUCAUCAAGACGACAUCUUUCAGUCAUUUUGUUUCUUUUCACGGUACCGCUAUGUGCAUGCUUUGUCCUUGAGACUUGCCUGCUUUUGUAUGACUUAUUGAAAACUAUUUUAGUCCUUGACAUGUGAACGCCUCAUGAUGAUACGAAAAUGUAUUGAACAAUGAUUGUAAUUUAAUUAAAAAAGACACUUGAGAAAAUGUUAUCUAAUGUUGUCAAUAUCCAAUUAGUCAUGCUUAGGACAAGAUGUGUUAUUCCCUCACUGGACAAUUAGGAGUAUUAAGUCAACUCUGGCAGCACACACACACACACACACACACACCAGGUAUUUAAGUAUUACUGUCAGUGGUACAGCAGAUUACUGUUGACUCAGCCAAUGACCACCCAGGAGACUAUGUGAUCCCCUGGAUGUGACCGUCUGAAGAGUAACGGACCAACCCUGAAGCACACACAUCAUAUUUAUACGGGGCGUCAGUGUUCAAACUGCUCAAACACUUCUGGAGGAGGGGGGAACAUAAGCGAGAAGAGCAUCAUCACUUCAGGAUCUUGGAUUUCUUCCCAAACAAGUAACCAAUCAUGUCCAGGCUGCUAACAUUGGUCCUGUGCACGCUGCUGCUAGCCACGCUGACCCCCAGCUCAGAGGCCAGACGUGGUGGAGGCUUCAGAGGCGGCUGGGGUGGAGGUGGAAGCAGGCCCGCCUACAGACCAUCCCCUCCCAGGAGCAGCGGCCCCAGUGCGGGUAAAGUAGCUGGAGCAGCAGCAGCAGGGGCCAUUGGAGGAGCCAUGCUGGGGUCUGCCCUGAGCCGCCCCGGGUAUGGCUAUGGUGGAGGAUACGGAGGUUAUGGGGGAUAUGGCGGGUUUGGAGGGGGUUACGGCUACCCGAGAUAUGGUGGAGGGUACGGCUCCAGAUCUGCGUAUGAGGCAGAGGGCUCUGGAGAUGUGGAGUACUACACUGGAGCCUCAAGUGGACCUAUCUACAACAGCAUCGUCGUCGUGAUUGGCUCACUGCUCACUCUGCUGGUUGGCCACUUGGGGGCGAUCAUGUAACGCUGCAGUUUGUCAACUCAAUUCAUGGCUAUUUCAUGCUCUGGACUGAACAGCGCCCCUGUGUGGACACGAACUUCACCUACGACAUUGACUGUGUAAAUUGCAACCUAUGCUUCCUUGUGGCCAUUCUCGUUUCGUCUUCAUUCAACCAAUACAUAUAAAAGUUGGGACCAUAAAUAGAAUAAAUAAAUGAUAUACAUAUUUUAACAUAUUGAUAUAACGGUAGAAAAUAUUUUUUGAAACUUAAUAGCUUAAUCGUAAUAGUCAAGUUACUAACAUUGCGUUUGUUCAGUAUCAGUAUCAGUACAAAUCUUGUUUUUUUUAAGUGUCAUAAUAAUGUGCAUUACUAUAUACGGUAUAUUAAAGUAAAAAUAAAAUCA
Doryrhamphus excisus (bluestripe pipefish) is the source of this 3820-nucleotide messenger RNA. RefSeq names its product Ras association domain family member 2b (gene rassf2b). Lineage: Eukaryota; Metazoa; Chordata; Actinopteri; Syngnathiformes; Syngnathidae. Gene Ontology annotation, biological process: regulation of non-canonical NF-kappaB signal transduction; signal transduction; positive regulation of JNK cascade. The record is from RefSeq and is a predicted model, not a curated record. Gene Ontology annotation, cellular component: nucleus; cytoplasm.